AUGUAUCACCUUGUCCGCUCCCUGUAUCUCUACGCAACUAGCAAGCCAGAGUACUCCAUCAUCCUCUUAGGCCUCGACAACGCAGGCAAAACCACCCUUCUCUCACAGAUAAAAGCCCUUUUCAACACCACCGCUGACCCGGUCGCUGGCCAGACAGGCGAUGCUCCCGCCUCAGACACCGCAGGUAACACUGUGCCCACUGUGGGCCAAAAUGUCGCGACCAUCGAUCUGCCCGAGAUGUACUUGAAGAUCUGGGAUGUGGGUGGACAAAUGAGUCUGAGGAAGCUAUGGACGAGCUACUACAAAAGCGCGCAUGCGGUGGUAUUCGUGGUGGAUAGUACCGACCUUGGGAGUGGAGAGAUCGACGAGUCGCCCAAGACGCCCGGGUGGCAUGGGCGUAAGAAGAGUUAUGUCGGGAAGAGCGGCGAUGAGGACGAGCCACAGACACCGUGGACUCCGAUGACGCCUAUGACACCAGGGUAUUUCUCGUCUGGACCGCCCCAGGGUCGAUUAGACGAAUGUCGAGCGGUUCUAGAAAGCGUGCUCGAAAACGACGACACGGCUGGAAUUCCGAUCCUGAUCCUCGCCAACAAACAAGACAGGGAAGAUUGUCUCGAGGUUGUUAGGAUCAAGGAAGGCUUCGUGAAGAAAGUGUUCGAAGGGGAGAAAGGAGGAAUGGUUCGAGAUAGCCGUGUCCUACCAGUGAGCGCUCUGAAAGGAACGGGAGUCAAAGAGGCCGUCGAAUGGGUCAAAAGCCGUGUUGUGUGGAACAAAGAAAGUCGUCCACCGAUAAUGAGGUGA
This is a messenger RNA of Fonsecaea erecta, 801 nucleotides long. RefSeq lists its product as hypothetical. Gene Ontology annotation, molecular function: GTP binding; GTPase activity. Gene Ontology annotation, cellular component: Golgi apparatus. The record is from RefSeq and is a predicted model, not a curated record. Bases 1 to 801 code for a protein of 266 amino acids. The transcript has 2 exons. Lineage: Eukaryota; Fungi; Ascomycota; Eurotiomycetes; Chaetothyriales; Herpotrichiellaceae. Gene Ontology annotation, biological process: intracellular protein transport; protein localization to organelle; Golgi to plasma membrane protein transport.